UCGACUUUUUGGCAUAAUUUUGCAGCCGCAGAAUCGCACUUUAACAUCUGUUUACCUAACCCCGACCAAUUUUCCCUCGGCAUACAAGGUCGGCACAUCGGGCACAUAAACUACAUAACACAACCAAGCCGCACCUGCCCUCGACUACAUCCUUCAGCCGCCAAACGAAUACACACCACUCUACUGCUUCACUUCACACACAAUGGACAAUAUCGAAAAGCAGCCUUCAGGGGUAUCCUUCCCUGCUGGCCUUGACGACUUCCGCGCUGCCAGGGAUCGGUGCGCUCAUGCCUGUAGACGCUUCAACAGCAUGCCUGAAGAUGCUACACCAGAUGUUCGAACAAGCCUCUUUCUCGACAUCAUCCGACCGGCUCGGAACAGGAAAGAAGAUGGCGCUAUUACACAUGACAUGACUUUCCGCGACCCAACCCUCAAGGCUCUCACUCCCUUUGUCAAGCCCCCCUUUUUCGUCGAUUAUGGAUUGCGUCUUCGGGUAGGAGGCUCGACCUUUAUCAAUCGAGGGUGCUUCAUUAUGGACACACCCGUAGCCGACGUAACCAUUGGCGAGAACUGCAACAUUGGUCCUCACUGUACACUCGUGAGCGUCGGCCAUCCAAUUCACCCUGAGGCUCGUGAGUCUCAAAGAAGCAGCAUUGGAAAGCCCAUCACCAUUGGUGACGGUGUGUGGAUCGGGGCCAACGUCACUAUCCUGUAAGUUUCCUCAUUCUCACUUUCUUCUUCCCCCUUUUUCUGUGGAGACAGUUCUCAUCUCCCUUUGUUUACUUUCCCCUGCAUCGGACCCACCCCCU
Neurospora tetraspora is the source of this 809-nucleotide messenger RNA. Its product is annotated as trimeric LpxA-like protein. The record is from RefSeq and is a predicted model, not a curated record. Bases 203 to 715 code for a protein of 170 amino acids. NCBI's taxonomy places the organism in Eukaryota, Fungi, Ascomycota, Sordariomycetes, Sordariales, Sordariaceae. The transcript is spliced from 2 exons.